UUGGCUUAGAUUCUAUGUGUGAAAACAAGAAUGUUUUUGUAGCACGUCAGAUAACACACUCGAUUAGUAGAGUUGUACUGAAUGAAAGAUUAUCUUUUCCCAAACGAUAGUGGUAACGGUAACACUGUGAAGGUUAACUGUAUGUUACAACUUAUGACAAACACAGAGGACAGGAAGUAAACGAAUGUUGAGGUAACUAGAAGAACAAGUUUAACUAUUCAGAAAUAGGCUGCUGUAAAGAUUGAAAUCGACAAUUCGAUUGUCAAGUAGAACUGCUCCAACAUGGCUUGGUGUGUGAAAGCUAAAAGUGCCAAGAACUUUGUACAGAAUCUCAAUUAUGCCAGACACUGUGCUAGAAACAUUCCUGCAAUUUUCUCAGCUCAGGUUAGAUUUUCAAGUGACCAAUCACAAAAGAUCAUGGCGAUUCGAAGAGAAACUGUCAAUGUAUGGGAACGAAGAGCACCGCUCUCCCCCUUGCAAGUGCGUAAACUGGUGAAGUCAGGAGUCAAAGUGAUUGUACAGCCAUCAGACAGGAGAGCUUACAGUAUGAAGGAGUAUGCAGAUAUGGGUGCUGUGAUCCAAGAAGACAUGUCAGAAGCCUCCCUCAUCAUAGGUGUGAAAGUGGUGCCUGUCGAUUCUCUGAUGCGGGAAAAGACGUAUGCUUUCUUCUCUCAUACCAUCAAAGCCCAAGAAGACAACAUGCCUCUUCUUGAUGCCAUAUUUGAAAAGCACAUUCGACUGAUUGAUUACGAGAAAAUGGUGGACGAUAAAGGAGCCAGAGUAGUUGCAUUUGGUAAAUAUGCAGGUGUUUCUGGGAUGAUAAACAUUCUUCAUGGAAUGGGACUCAGACUAUUGGCCCUCGGCCAUCAUACACCAUUCAUGCACAUUGGUCCAAGCCACAAUUAUAGAAACACUGAAAUGGCCAGGCAAGCUGUUCGUGAUGCAGGCUAUGAGAUAGCUUUGGGCCGCAUGCCUAAGUCGAUUGGGCCAUUAACAUUUGUCUUCACUGGCUCUGGGAAUGUUUCGCAGGGUGCUCAGGAAGUGUUCCAGGAACUUCCUCACGAAUACAUUGAACCAGAGCAUCUACCAAAAGUCUCAGUACAAGGAUCUACAAGUAAACUCUAUGCCUGUGUUGUGAGUCGGGAUGACCAUUAUAAAAGGAAGGAUGGCGGCAAGUUUGAUGCUGAAGAAUUUGAGAAACAUCCAGAAAGAUAUGCCUCAAGCUUCAGCCAUGAUAUUGCUCCUUAUGCCUCCUGUAUCAUCAACGGCAUUUAUUGGGCCCCCGGAGCUCCCCGCCUGAUCACCAUUCCAGAUGCCAAGACACUUUUGCAGCCCACAGUUGCCCCCUGGCUGCCGUCAUCUCCUGGAUGCCCAACACUCCCUCACCGCCUUCUGGCUAUCUGUGAUAUCUCUGCUGACCCCGGGGGCUCUAUCGAGUUCAUGAGAGAAUGUACCACCAUAGACAGGCCAUUCUCUCUGUAUGAUGCUGAACAGAAUGUUGAUACAGAAAGUUUUGCUGGUGACGGUGUUCUGAUUUGUUCCAUCGAUAACAUGCCAGCACAGAUUCCAAGAGAGGCCACAGAAUACUUUGGCAGCCUCUUGUUACCUUACAUUGAUGAAAUGUUGAAGUCAAAUGCCAAGUCUCCAUUUGAUCAAUAUGACUGCUGUCCAGUGGUUAGAAAUGCUGUUAUCACAAGUAAUGGGGAACUUACUCCUAACUUCAAAUAUAUCCAAGAGUUGCGUGCUAAAAAAGCCUCCGCCCACAAAGCCAAACUUCGUCAAGCCACAGAGAGAAUCCUUGUCCUAGGUGCAGGCUAUGUGUCUGGUCCAGCAGUGGAAUAUCUUUCUCGUGGGGCUAACACCUGCGUGACAGUUGCUGCCCAGUAUCAACAAGAGUUGGACAACACUACCCGCCUUUGUCCUGGUGUAGACACCAUACUAAUGGACCUAAAUGCUGGCUACUCUGAAUUGGAGCGACAACUUGGGGACCAUGAUCUUGUCAUUAGCUUGCUGCCGUACUCUUUCCAUCCUGACGUCGCCAAGCUGUGCAUCAAACACAAGAAGAACAUGGUUACAGCAAGCUACAUCAGUCCAGCCAUGAGAGACCUACAUGAAACUGCUAAGGAAGCAGGCAUCACAAUCAUGAACGAGGUAGGGGUUGACCCUGGUAUUGACCACAUGCUAGCCAUGCAGUGUUUCGAUGAAGUCAGGAGAGCAGGGGGAAAGAUCACAUCAUAUGUUUCUUACUGUGGAGGUAUACCUGCACCUGAAGACUCAGACACGCCAUUACUGUACAAGUUCAGUUGGUACCCUAAAGGUGUCUUGAUGAAUGUUUUGGCUAGUGCCAAGUAUUUGAAAAAUGGCAAGGUUGUUGAAAUCCCAGGUCAAGGGGGUCUACUGAACGCUACAGAAGAGUUGACCUUUAUGCCAGGGUUCAACCUUGAGGGUUUCCCAAACCGAGACUCCACCAUUUAUGCAUCGGAAUAUGGCAUCCAAACAGCUGACACCAUCAUCAGAGGGACCAUCAGAUACAAAGGGUUCAUUGAAGCAGUUAGAAGCUUGAUCAUAAUGGGUCUGUUUGGCACAGAACCAGACUCAAGACUUCAUCCUAAUGGACCAGAAAUAACUUGGAAAGAAUAUCUAUGCAGUAAAUUUGACAAGUCUGGUGAUAUUCUGACUGACUCACUCAAAGAUCUCAUCUUUGACAGAUGUGGCCAGGAUCAGAAAAAACUGGAUGUCAUUGUAAAGCUUGGAUUAGUGGAUGAUGACCCAAUUGAUAAAAAAGGAACUCCCAUUGACACUUUGUCUAAUUAUUUGGCCAAGAGACUCGCUUAUGCUGCCAAUGAGCGUGACCUAAUUCUGAUGAGGCACGAUAUCGGCAUCCAAUGGGGAGAUGGGAAGAAAGAGAAACGCAGCAUUGACCUGGUCAGCUAUGGAGAUGUUGGUGGGUUCUCUGCGAUGGCCAAAACUGUUGGACUUCCAACCGGUAUUGCAGCACGUAUGAUUUUGACAGGCGAGAUACAGACAAAAGGAGUUUGUGGACCAACAGCUAUGGAAACGUACCAGCCAAUUCUACAGCGACUCAGAAAGGAGGGCAUCACAGCUGUGGAGAAAAUUGAAUUGCUAUAAAUGUGACACUCUCUGAAUCGCUCGGUCAAAAUGUCAGGAUUAAACUUUGUUGGUAGCAUUCCCUUUGGUUCUAGUGUGGUGGCAAAGGCAUGCUUCAUUCUAUCAAUUUCCAGGCUCGGUAAAGAUCAUCAAGACUUAAUUAAACACACAGCAUAGUAAUCCUCGGGAUGUCUUAUACAUCUUAUAUACUGUCAAUAAUAUUACUCUGGAAAGGUAUUUUAUUUGUAAUGUAACAAUGGAUAGUUUUUAAAUAUGAUCUCAGAGCACUAACUGAUUUGUGUGUGUGUGUGUGAAUUAUCUUUUCUAAUAACGACAAUAUAGUUACUAAAUAUUAUAUUUGCUGAUAAUUAAUUAAUUUUAUUCGUAUCAAAAUUACAUAAUAAUUAUUAAUUUGAACUUCUGAGUCACAAAAUAGACUGUUAGGUCAUUACAUAUUUUUUUUCUUAUCAUUACAUUACUAUUAAUCAGUUGUACUUCAGAGUCACAGUAAACGAUGAUACAAGAAACAUUUUAUUGUAAGUGUUAAUACAGUCUAAAAAUAGAUGCAUGUUUGUUUUUUCCUUAAAAUGACAAAAGUUGUUUGUUUUUUUUAUUUAAAAAUACUUCCUUGGCAUAGAGAUGUAAUUAUUAUUGGGAAUGAACUUUAUUGUUUUAUUUUGUCAGUAUUUAAACCAGAUUGCAUUUCAGGACAAUGAUAUUUUAUUUGUUGGGUACUUAUACUGAACACUCCCUUGAGCAUUUGUGGGCUCAAUUGAAAAUAAAUAAUUUCUAUGAAAUUUCAAGCAAUAUAUCUAUAUAGACAAGUGCCACAAAGCAAUGUAAAUAGAUCACCAUACUUGUUGCAACUAGCAGAAGGAGAAGUAUUACAUGUUGUGAAUUCACUGUUAAUGAUCUGCAAUGUGUUUUUCUGUUUGCUUUGAUGUAUAUUGGUUUGCAUGGUGAAAAAACAAUUUUUAGUGAAGAAUUGGAUUUGUUUAAAUUAAUAGUUAGUUGACCAAGUAUUUACAUUGAUGUGUUCCAGUGCAAGUAGUAUUCAGCUAUUUACUACUUGACUUCACAAGUGAUUCCAGAGCGCACGCCUCAAUGGUUGUUUCAUAGGCUUAGUGAUUUGUUAUCAUUUUGCAAGCUUCGUGAGUUGUUUGAUGAAUUAGUUUUCCCAUUUUUGAUGGAGCACACAUCUUUGCAGAUUAUGUGUUCUUAGCACUGAUCCCUUUCUCUUGUUCUUUAUAUAAUAUAUAUAUAUAUGUAGAGGCUGAUUCCUUGCUUUAGAGAUUGGACUUCUGGGUAACAAGAAUUCUUUUAAUAUUCAAAUGAUCCCAUUUGAUAAUUUUGUAAAUUCAAACCAUUUACAGCUAGAACAUGAUGUGUAAGCAUAACUGACCUAUACAAUAAAUGUUGCAAGAUUUAUGGCAUUCAUAGUGGAUUGCUGUAUUGGGUUAUUAUCAAGUGUCUCCUAUUUGUAUACUGUUUGGUAAUAUUAAAAGUGCUACACAAAAUAGCAAUUCUUCAUAUAUAUAUAUAUAUAUAUAUAUAUAUAUAUAUAUAAAUAUAUAUAAUAUAUAUAUCUUUAUCGGUUCUUAGGGCUUAGUGCACACAUCCACUUGUUAUAAUGGAUUGUGCAUUUCUAUUUUAUUAUUUGCAUAGCCUAGUAUUGCAUACUCCUUUAUACCCAGAUUAAAACUUAUCUUUUCUCUUGCCAAAACUUUCAAUUUGUCUCCCUUACAAUUUUUUUUUUUUCAGAUUUUUAAAUUGAUGAAUUAAAAUGUUAACCAUUCUAUUAUUACCAUGGUAACCCUGGCCUAGUCCAUACCUUUCCUGAACGAUGACAUUGUUAUGACACUGUUCAAGCUUGUUUCUCAACAAGCUAGCUAGAUCUGGGUAUUUAGUUCAUCAUAGUAAAAUUUUCUGUGUUUUUUUUUUCUAAUGACUUGAACUUGAAUGAUACUCAUAGAUCGAUUUAUAGCAUUGCUGUUAUGUUUUAUCCUGAUUUUAUUUUUAGUAUGCCAUGUCUGAGUUCUAAAACAUUUAAAAGAUCAAUUUUUUUUUUAUAGAUCAAUUUUGAAUCUCAUAUGUGUACAGAAACUUACAUUUGAUAAUAGCCUGGUCAUAAUUAUGUGCAUGUCUUUCAGCUGUAGGAAGAGUAAGGAGAUGAAAUGCUCUAAAUUUUGUUUUCACUCAAGUAUUAUUGUGUGUAAGAAUCUCUGCACUGACGUAAAUGUUUACACUUUUUGUUUUCUCAGCUUGUACAUUUUAUAUUUUGAAAAAUACUUUUUUUUUUUAACCAAACAAAAAUUGUUUCGUAUUCAAAUUGAUAUUAAUUUUUAUAACUUUGUGUUUGAACAUGAAUGUUAUGACAAUGUCUUAAUUUCAUUUCCUGAUAAUUAUACUGGUUUAAAGGGGAGAUAAAAAUGUACUUUAAACUUAUAUUCGAGUAAAGGGGCCUCCCCUCAUGACUCUCCAUGGACUUGACAUUCUUUUAAAACAUAAUCCAAACAAAUAAUGUUUCUUUUUUGUCGAUAUUGUAUAACAUGUACACUUGAUAUGGAAUGAGUUUGGGUUUUUGAGUGAAGUCACAUAUUUUAUCUUGUUGAAAACUAGUGCCUUAUAGCUCAAUGUAUAACCAAGGAUCACUUCUGCCGCGUGAUUUAAAUAUUGUCCUUUCUUUGUGUGAACAAGAUUUGACUUCGACAUUUAUUGUUCUAUGUUCUUAUAAUGUUGUUCUAUGUGAAAGAAAAAGCUAUAGCUUAACUUGAACAGCAGCUAACGUUAGAAACAAUGAAUUGUUUUUUUUAAAUUAAGGCAGAAAUGGUGGCUAGAACGAUAUUGAACAAUAUCACAGUACCUUUUGGAGAUGUUUAUAUUCAUGUAUAAAUAAAUAAAUAUUUUAACCAAUCGUA
This is a messenger RNA of Biomphalaria glabrata, 6026 nucleotides long. RefSeq names its product alpha-aminoadipic semialdehyde synthase, mitochondrial-like. The record is from RefSeq and is a predicted model, not a curated record. Gene Ontology annotation, molecular function: saccharopine dehydrogenase activity. Gene Ontology annotation, cellular component: cytoplasm. NCBI's taxonomy places the organism in Eukaryota, Metazoa, Mollusca, Gastropoda, Planorbidae. The coding region runs from base 283 to 3129 and encodes 948 amino acids. The transcript is spliced from 23 exons.